GACAGCCGAAUUUGUUUGCUUCUAAACGUAAACAAACACGCGCCACCAGACUUUUUUCCAAUUUUUCUGUAUUCUCUCAGUUAUUUUACAAUUGUAGUUACAAUUAUCGAUUAGUUUAGCGCAAAGAACACUUCAAUCAUGUCGGCAGCAUUCAAAUUAGCAAAAAAGAAAUACACACAGCAAGAUCUGCGUCGUAUAAUGCAUGAAACCAAGGCCAGUAGCAGCGGAAAAGCAUCACAGGAAACGGCUUCCAAGAGGAUCGAUUCACCACUGGCAAAGUACAAAGAAGCAGGACAACUAACUUGCAUCCUUUGCAAUUCGGUUGUCCGCUCGGAAGCCGUUUGGAAGGUUCACAUCAACUCCAAGCAGCACAAGGAGAACAUUGAACAGGCCAAAAAGCUCAAGGAAAGGGCGGUCACAGCUCAGAAAACGCCAGUCACAACUCCCUCGUCCUUCAAGCGACCUUCUUCGCCCAGUGCACAGGAUUCAGGAGCCGUAAGCAAUAAGAAAGUAAAGGGGAUUCUCAAAAACUCCGCCUCCGAUCAGAAACAGCAAUCCCUGCCGUCGGAUUUCUUCGACUCGGGCCCCACAAAAAUCAACAAGGAUCUGGUCAAUAUUCGUCUUCCAACUGGAAGAUCCUCGGCAACCAACCAGGACGGAAAUCCGGAAGCGGAAGCCCCUUCACAAGAACUCCCUCCGGACGAGGAAAAGCUUCCGGAGGGUUUCUUCGACGAUCCCAAAGCGGACGCCAAAGCGCGCAACAUCGAGUACAAAGACCCCAACGACGAGGAGUGGGAACGCUUCCAGAAGGAGAUCAAGGAGGCCACCACCGAGUCGCUGGCCAUCAUCAAUGAGGAGCAGGAGGAAUCAACGGCCGAGCGGCAGAUUAGCGAGAUUGACGAGCAAAUUCGGAACUGGUCCCGGGUGUUGAGUCUGGAGAAAAAGAAGGAAGAGGUCCGGCAGAGGACACUGACGGCGCUGGAAGUGGGAGAGCAGCGGGUUGUUAAGAUUAAGAAGGAGGAAGCGGAGGACAGCGAAGGGGACGAGGAUGCGGAAGAUGCCGAAUUUGACGAGUUUCCCGACUGGAGGGCGAAGAAGUCGUUCAAGUAGGUGAAAGUUGUUAUGCGUAUUUUCGUAGAAAUAUUAAGUUGAGAUGGAUGAUCGUA
Molecule: messenger RNA, 1166 nt
Organism: Aedes aegypti (yellow fever mosquito)
Lineage: Eukaryota; Metazoa; Arthropoda; Insecta; Diptera; Culicidae
Product: zinc finger protein 830
Exons: 2
Coding region: 139-1110 (323 amino acids)
Biological process (GO): nuclear DNA replication; mitotic DNA damage checkpoint signaling; mitotic DNA replication checkpoint signaling
Cellular component (GO): spliceosomal complex; nucleus
Molecular function (GO): nucleic acid binding; zinc ion binding
Source: RefSeq, a predicted model, not a curated record